GAAAUUUUUCGAGACGUUCCUAACGUCCAUCCGUAGUCCGUUGACAGUGUGAUAAGAGGGUAACGGUUUUCGUAACUCCAGCGUUCAGACUUCAGAUCCCAGAAAGACGAGACUGUUGAGUCUUCGGAAUAUUGUUCAGAGUUCAGCCGCUGAUCUGUGGAUCGUGGACGUGCAUAUCGACUGUCGCUUUGUCGAUAAAACUUACUCGGAACGGUCGGAAAUCGGUGUUGUACUGUUGUUAGGCUGUCGCUGUUCGUGGUACAGCUGAUCACUGUCGUUUCGGAUAGAUAAAUUAUGAAACCUCAAGAUCUGUGUGAUAUUGAUGACUUAGCUACAUCACUUGUUGUUGAUGUUUUCCUUGGAUUUAAUACCCACAAAAUGAAUAUAGAACAUAAAGAUAGGUAUAAAUGUAAAUCAGAUUUAAAACCUAUUAUUGAUGAAUUCAUAAAAAAUCAAAGUAUGAAAAAAGCUUUUGAUUCAUUUUGGAAUCGAAAGUAUAUACCUGAUCAUUUAUUUAAGGUAUCUUAUAAGAAAUUAGUCAGAGACCAUAUUGAAAGAUACAUGGGAAUGUUUUAUUUGGAUUCUGGUUUUCAAAUUGAGCCAUGUUAUAGAUAUUCUUUAGAAAAUAAAGUAGGAGCCAAAGUAAAUGCUACCAGUUAUUGGCAUAAAGAUGGAAUCAUUAAACGAUUAGUUGGUUGUGUGGCUGAGUUGACAGAAAAAGAAGAAGAUGAAAUCUUACAUAUUGGAAAGAAUGAUUUUUCAGUUAUGUAUAGCUGUCGCAAAAAGUGUGCUCAACUUUGGCUGGGCCCAGCUGCAUAUAUCAAUCACGAUUGCCAGGCCAAUUGUAAGUUUGUAGCUAAUGACAAAGGAACAGCUUGUGUUAAAGUACUCAGAGAUAUUAAACCUGGUGAUGAAAUAACAUGCUUUUAUAGUGCUAAUUUCUUUGGUGAAAAUAAUGUUAAUUGUGAAUGCUGCUCGUGUGAAAAGUUAUGUAAAGGAGCUUUUAAAACCAAUGAAGAACAACCAAAACUGGGACGAUACAACUUCAGGCAAACUCAUGGUCGAACCAAUACUUACCGGUCUCCAGAUAAAAGCAAAAAAGUUAAGGAACCAAAGACACCUAAAAAGAAAAAGAAUGUGGUUUUGGAACCAGUUACUCCUAAUAAAAAUCCUGAAGUUGAUAAGGGUGAAGCUUUGCUUGGAUCGCCAUACACAAAAAUAAUCCAAAAAACAAGAGGCUUAGAUUUAGAUCAAGCAUCAAAAUCACCAGAAAAGUAAUGUCAUUACAAUAAGGAAAUGAAACAUUAUUUUUACAAUAUUGAAUAUACAAUUAAAUAAAUCACUAAUGAAUUAUUGUAUAAUCGAUAAAUUAAAAUUAGAAAUUAAAUAUAAUUUGUACUUAUAUUUCAAUUGAAAUUUUAAGUCUUUCUAGUGCAACAGUUUUUUUUUAUAUAUAAAAUUGUUAAUAUUAUUAUAAUUGUUUAACUAUCACCGAUUGUUUUCAUUAGGCAUUUAUUGACCAGUAAUAGAAUUUUUACUAUUUGAUAAGUAAUUAGCAACCACAGAAAAUUAUGUAUCUAGCUCUCAAUUUUAAUUUUAAUAAUGAUGUAUAUAUUAUAGUUAUUUGACGACUGUUUGACUUUCUGUAAUCUUUCAAAUGUUUUAUUUUUAAAAUAGGAUGGAUACAAGUAUCAGUUAUAAAACUAUAAAUUACUUGUGAAAUUCUUAUUUUUGUCUUGCACGCCUAUAUUAUAUAGUUAGUACAGUAAAAUCUCACUCAAUAUGGCUUAUUAACAAUAAGGUUACAAUGGUUUUAUGACUUAUUAUUUAAUAGUAUUAAUUUUUUUAUGCUGUUCUUCAAUAACUUUCUAUAUACUUUAAUUGUAAUAUUUAAACAUUUUUUGUUACUGUUCACAUUUUUACUUUUUGUAAUUUAAAUAAACCAUAAAUAUACUUACCUAACAUUCAAAA
This is a messenger RNA of Rhopalosiphum padi (bird cherry-oat aphid), 1971 nucleotides long. Its product is annotated as histone-lysine N-methyltransferase Suv4-20-like. The transcript is spliced from 3 exons. The coding region runs from base 295 to 1278 and encodes 327 amino acids. Gene Ontology annotation, cellular component: nucleus. Gene Ontology annotation, molecular function: protein binding; histone H4K20 methyltransferase activity. The record is from RefSeq and is a predicted model, not a curated record. Lineage: Eukaryota; Metazoa; Arthropoda; Insecta; Hemiptera; Aphididae.